Molecule: messenger RNA, 2706 nt
Organism: Habropoda laboriosa
Lineage: Eukaryota; Metazoa; Arthropoda; Insecta; Hymenoptera; Apidae
Product: protein FAN-like
Molecular function (GO): protein binding
Source: RefSeq, a predicted model, not a curated record
ACAAUGUUACUUUUGGAACCAGGAGAAAUAUUUUUUGAAGACUAUAGUGUUCAAAUGAAAAUGGUUGAUACUUCUACUGCAGAUAAACAAAAUUGGAUAGAUGGAAGAUUAAAGUUAUGUUCAAAAUCUUUAGUAUUUGUAAGUAAGGAUAUUAAUCAGCCUUUAAUUAAAAUUCAACUCAAAGAGACUAUAGAUAUUGAUCAAUGUGAAUCUAACAGCGAUACAGCAAAAUCUAAUAAUAUAUUAUUGGUCCAAUGUAAACAAUAUGUGGAGAUGUUAGAAAAAAAUAUACUUGCACCAUAUAAAUUUAUACACCAGACUGCCACAUUUCACUUCUACUUUAAUUAUGCAAAAGUAAAUGAACGUCUUCCACAAAUUUUACAAUUACUCAGAGCAGCUACUUUACCAACUGCAGAACAAAAUGUUAUGAUUAUGGCUAUUGUGCUCUCCCGACAAUCUAGAGUAUCAUUUGAUACAUCAUGGUUGGAGAAUUUAUAUGAACAAGUUGUGUUAGAAACUCAAGCAAAUAAAGUGUUACCUCUUGUGAUAAAUCCGGGAAGAAUACUUUUAACAACAUCAAGAAUUUAUUUUCAACCUUAUAAUAAUUUGGAUCAAUACCCAGUUCUAAAAAUACAAUUAAAGGAUAUUAUUAAUAUUAUUAAAAGAAGGUUUCUUUUAAGACAAACUGGACUCGAGAUUAAAUGGUUAAAGCAACCAGAAAAUAAAGUUGAACAUUUAUUUAUAUCAUUGAAAAGUCAAAAUGAUAGGGAUGAAUUAUACACAAGUUUAUUAAAUCAAGCCGCAGUUUCUUUAGAAAGAGUACCUCAAGAUCAAAUGACAUUAAGAUGGCAAAAUGGUUCUUUGUCAAAUUAUGAUUAUCUUUUAUACAUUAACAGUUUGGCAGAUAGAACUUUUCAUGAUUUAACUCAAUAUCCAGUUAUGCCAUGGGUAAUACAAGAUUACACAUCCCCUAAAUUGGAUCUAAAUGAUCCCAGUAUUUAUAGAGAUCUUUCAAAACCUAUUGGAGCUCUUGAAAAAAGUCGAUUAGAAAGAUUAAAGGAACGGUAUUUGGAAAUGUCAGAACCAAAAUUUUUAUAUGGUUCUCAUUAUAGUGCACCAGGAUUUGUAUUAUUUUAUUUAGUACGAAAGUUCCCUCAGUACAUGCUUUGUUUACAAAAUGGAAGAUUUGAUCAUCCAGACAGGAUGUUCAAUAGUGUAGCUGACGUAUGGAAAAAUGUUUUGGUGAACAUGUCUGACUUUAAAGAGCUGAUCCCAGAAUUUUAUGACACAAACAAUGGUGGUGAUUUUUUAGUAAAUAGUUAUGGUAUUGAUUUUGGUUAUCGACAUGAUGGUACAAAAAUAGGAGAUGUACAAUUACCACCAUGGGCAAAUGGACCGACUCAUUUCGUACAAGUGUUAAGAAACGCUUUAGAGAACGAUUUUGUUUCUCAAAAUCUUCAUCAUUGGAUUGACUUAAUUUUCGGAUAUAAGCAAAGAGGAAUUGAAGCAGAGAAAGCUAACAAUGUAUUUUUCCAUUUAUGCUAUGAAGGAGCAGUAGACCUAGAUACUAUUCGAGAUAUUAAUGAAAGGCAUGGUUUAGAGAUACAAAUUAUGGAAUUUGGUCAAAUACCAAAGCAAGUUUUUACUUUACCACAUCCUAAACGUACUGUAUCCAUUCUGGAUAAAUUGUGUACUGAAACGAUUUUAAUGUCGAUUAAAAGUGAAACAGAAGACAGAGAAGAUACCAUACAGAAGAUUUUCGAAUUACAUGAAUUAAUAAUAUUUCAAUCUCAUAAAGAAAGUGUAAGUAGCAUUACUGUACCAGAUAAGGAAGAAAUUGAUGAAGUAAUAUCUGUUGGACAAGAUGGAAUGCUUAAGUUAUACAGUAUUAAAAAUAAAAAACUAACUCGAAGUGUGUCUUUGUCGUCAUUACCACUUUCCUCUUGUGUAUCAUAUUAUACGUCUUCUCACCGCAAUGUAUUAGUUGCCGGUUCCUGGGACAAUUCAUGUAAGCAUGUGAAAUAUAUGUAUAUACUUUUUUACUUUCCUAUUAAAUUUGGUAAAGUAAUAGAUGUACUACAAGGACAUGAAGAUGCUGUGUCUUGCUUGGCAUUAAGUAUUACUCGACAGAUUAUUAUCUCUGGUUCAUGGGAUUGUACAGCAAAAAUUUGGAAAUGUUAUACAUCUGGGACAAAAAUUAAACCAGCUGAAUACUUUAUUGUACAAUUAGAUCAUGAUUCUAAAGUAACUUGCAUCAAUAUAUCACGAGAUGAAACUUUAUUGGUAUCUGGUACAGAAGAUGGGGAAAUUUUUUUAUGGAAUAUGGAUACUUAUAAUUUACAAUUUACUGUAAAAGCACAUAGUUGUAAAAUAAAUUCAAUGGUAUUUGAUCAAGAAGGAAGAAGUAUAAUAUCAUGUGCAGAGGACAAGGUAUUAAAUAUAAUCGAUGUUCAUACAAGCACUCAAACUUAUCGUACAUCCAUCGAACAUGAACCUUUAACGCUAGUAUGGUUCGAUACCUUUUUAUUGGUAGGAGAUAACAAUGGAAAUAUUAAUGUAUGGAACCAUCAAGGUGCAGUUUUUAUUUCACAGAUACAUUGCCAUGAUGGACCAAUUAAUGCGUUAUCAGUAUCAAAACAAAAUAAUGUAGUUUUAACUGGUGGAAAAGAUAGGAAGAUAAUCGUAUGGGACUAUAAAAAAAUGUGA